AUGGCACGGUCAGAGCUGGUCAUGGCGUUGCUGGUGGUGGUCCUCGCCGCCGACUGCUGCGCGUCGGCGGGCGCCGUGGCGUACCUCUCCAAGCUGCCUGUGACCCUCGACGUCACCGCAUCCCCCAGUCCCGGCCAAGUUCUUCAUGCCAGCAAGGACGUGAUCACGGUGACGUGGGCCCUGAACGCGACUCGGUCAGCCGGCGUGGACGCCGACUACAGAAACGUGGAGGUCAGACUCUGCUACGCGCCGGUGGGCCAGAACGAGCGUGAGUGGCGCAAGACCUCCGACAACCUCGAGAAGGACAAGACGUGCCUGUUCAAGGUUACCCAGCAGCCCUAUCCCAGCGUCGGUAAGGUUGAGUACCGCAUCGCCGCCCACAUCCCCACCGCCACCUACUCGGUGCGCGCCUACGCGCUCGACGCCUCCGGCACGCAGGUCGCCUUCGGCCAGACACUGCGCACCGCUACCUUCAACAUCGUCGGUAUCACAGGCAUCAACACCUCCAUCAAGGUCGCCGCCGGCGUUUUCUCCACCUUCUCUGUCGCCUCCCUCGCCUUCUUCUUCUUCAUUCUCUAA
Triticum aestivum (bread wheat) is the source of this 579-nucleotide messenger RNA. Its product is annotated as high-affinity nitrate transporter-activating protein 2.1. Gene Ontology annotation, biological process: response to nitrate; nitrate transmembrane transport. Gene Ontology annotation, cellular component: plasma membrane. The record is from RefSeq and is a predicted model, not a curated record. Gene Ontology annotation, molecular function: nitrate transmembrane transporter activity. NCBI's taxonomy places the organism in Eukaryota, Viridiplantae, Streptophyta, Magnoliopsida, Poales, Poaceae. The transcript is spliced from 3 exons. The coding region runs from base 1 to 579 and encodes 192 amino acids.